CUGCGUGGGCAGCGAACUAAGAAUGCUAUGCUAAUGCGCUAGUCGAGGACUGUACACAGACUCGUUAGACUGUAUUUUGCGUUUAACGAAAUAACUUUUAGCGCGACGCAACGCAGACAGGGAAGGAGAGAGAGAGAGACAGACAGACACACACACACAGACUUAAGGAUCGUCUUCGUCAUCUAACAACGCACGCGUGGAGAACUCGUGCGUUACCCACUUAUAACAUAUUUCAUUUUUCCUCGCGGCGGGGCUCUAUUUUUGAGCCGAAAAUCAUCGGCCGCGGCUCUUUCUAGCUGUUUCACCAGACGCGGAGGAAGUCUUACAUAUAACGCGAGACGGAAGAACCGUCGUCUCUUCAGGUAUCGAUCGUCGGCCGUGCGAGAAAAAGCGUGAUCAUGGAGGAAGACGAGCAAAAAAUGGCGGUAAUGCGUAAAGCCUUCCAAAUGUUCGACACAACGAAGAGCGGCUUCAUCGAUACCCUCAAGAUAUCAACGAUAUUGAACACGAUGGGUCAACUCUUCGACGAUGGAGAACUGAAUGCGAUAAUAGAGGAGAACGAUCCCGAAGGUACGGGCAAGGUGAACUUUGAUGGAUUCUGUAGGAUCGCAGGACGAUUUCUCGAAGAAGAAGACGCCGAAGCGAUGCAGGAGGAACUUAAGGAAGCCUUCCGAUUGUACGACAGAGAAGGAAACGGUUAUAUCACUACGGCUACGCUGAAAGAAAUUUUAGCUGCGUUAGAUGACAAAUUAACUAGUUCCGAUCUUGACGGCAUAAUCGCUGAAAUCGAUACAGACGGUUCUGGAACGGUGGACUUUGACGAAUUCAUGGAAAUGAUGACAGGCGAGUGAGGAUGGGAAAGGAGUCUGUCACGAAAAUGACGAUUUCAUUUCCUGAAAACAUCACAAAAGACCGAUAUUAAUGAUAGAGAAAGAGAGAGAGAGAGAGAGAGAGAAGGAGAGAACUCCGUCAAGAUCAGCGUUCGUUAUACUAGCGUAAUUUCCUAAUAAAAUGAUCCUUUAUCCAACCGGAAAGAAAGAGAAACGAGUUCAACGUAUCCUGAAACGCGUUAGAUCUCGCAUUAAGAUCCAAUAUCGGUAGCGGAAUCUAUGAUAGAUAUCGGAAAAGAAUUCUGUCGUAAUAUGUCUUUAUGGCAAUUUAUUUAUUGCGCUUUCUCUAUAUUAAUCAUUCCUUUUUUAUCUUUUUCGUAUCAAGAGGUACGCGCACAGAGACAGACACACACGCAAACAUUCCCGUAAUGCGUGUUAUUUUUAAGUGUGACAUAGA
Vespula vulgaris is the source of this 1287-nucleotide messenger RNA. It is a transcript of the gene TpnC25D, whose product is annotated as troponin C. The coding region runs from base 399 to 851 and encodes 150 amino acids. Lineage: Eukaryota; Metazoa; Arthropoda; Insecta; Hymenoptera; Vespidae. The record is from RefSeq and is a predicted model, not a curated record. Gene Ontology annotation, molecular function: calcium ion binding; enzyme regulator activity. The transcript is spliced from 3 exons.